AUGGAUUCUUUUCAAUUACCGUUGGAUUUAGAGUCAAGUGCACUUCAUGGAGCAUUAUCUUCGUCGGUAGUCACUCCACCAUUGACUUCGAGUAACAGUGGUAAUAUACCGACUGUUAGUGGAUCACAGAGUCAGUUGAAUAAAGCUCAAGUUGCACUGGCAAUGGCAUCGGCACUACAGAUGCACGAAGAAGAGAAAAAGAAACGUGAGGAGAAGAAGAGAAAGCGAGAGAAUGAAGAACAACUAAACAAAAUCAUUCGUCAAAAGAUGGAACAUGAAAAGAAAAAGUUGGACGAAGAGGAGAAACGUUCUUAUUCCUCCAAUCAAGAGUUAUAUACAAUUUUCAAUGAUCUCCAAAUGAUAUCACAUGAUUAUAACAUUCAAUUUGAAACACCAGAGUUGGUUGUUGUUGGAAUGCAAUCCGAUGGUAAAUCAAGUUUUAUUGAAUCAUUGUUGGGUUUUCAAUUCAAUAUUGUUGAGACUAAUAUUGGUACAAGACGACCGUUGAUCAUUCAGAUGAUGAACAAUCCAAAGAAGCUACAUCCCAGUUGUCGAUUCAAAAAGGAGGCAGCCAAUGGAGAGUAUAUUACCGAGGGUGACAAAUGGGAGGAUCACGAAACACCAGUCGAAGAGCUGACAGAAGAGAUUGUCAAACGUACAAACGAUCUGACUGGAUCGCGUGGCGAUAAAGUUAGUGCACAACCGAUAUUCUUGCGUGUCGAAUUCGCUCAGUGUUCCAAUCUCAAUAUCUACGACACACCUGGAUUCAGAAAGGGUGGUGAUGAAAAGUUAAAGUUGGAAAUCGGUGAUAUGGUGAAGAAGCUGAUCGAACCGAAACAUCGUAUCAUCGUUUGUUUGGAGCAGUCGAAUGUCGAGUGGGCAAACACCAUCUCGCGUCCACUGGUCAAGAAGAUCGAUACCGACUUUUCCAGAACGAUUCUCAUCAACACAAAGUUUGAUAAUCGUGUCAAGGAGUUGAGAACUCGCGAAAGUGCACACAAGUAUCUCGAGGGUGAAGGAAUCAUUGCGAAUAAGAAACCAUUCUUUAUUAGCUUACCACUUAAGCGUAACUUGGAACCACACAGAUUCAAAGACGCAAUGAAAGAAUCGUACUUGGAAGACUAUCGCAAACUCUUGGAAGUCAAUUUCGAUGAGAAUAGAUUCGGUCACCAAAUUGGAAUCUACAACGUCAAGGAACACAUUGAAAGUCUGUUGCAUGAAAAGUAUCAACAAAAUCUAUUACCAUCGCUACUGUCAUUGGAGAAUAUCGUUAGAAAGACAGAUAUGGAGAUCGCCAGAAUCAAGAAGGAGCUGGAGGAGAACAAUCUCCAUACUCUAAAGUUCAAGGUACUUCAAUAUGUUCAAUCAUUCAAUAUUCAGAUUGAACGGCUGUUGGAAGGAAGUGUCGUUGGUGACCCAGAUGUAUACGGACAAACUCUACAACAAGAGAUGGAACACUGUUGUGUACAAUCAUGGCCAAACUUUACUUUUAACUUUGACAUCCAGAAUGCCAACUUUAGUCUCUACGGAGGAGCUCAAUACGAGAGACUUUUAAAUGAAUUGGAAUACGUCAUUCACUCUCGUGAAUUCCCAGAGACAUCAAUCAACGAAGUUGCUUCGGCAAUUGGUAUUUCUAAAUCUCAUAAUUCACCAAUUUAUGAAUUGGCUGCUACCAAUAUUUUCCAGAUUAAAUCGAAAAAAGUAUUAUUACCACUCAUUGAUAUUGUAUUACAAAGAUGCACCUAUAUCAUGAAGAGAUUGUUUGAUAUAGGUGUGUCAAUCCUCAACAAUGAAGAAGGACAUGAAAUGAAUUCAGUUGCAUUGUAUGAGCAUUUUAUCACCGAGCUAAGAGCAAGAUACUACAAGUUCAUCGAGGAAAUCGAAGCAGAUUGCAAAAUCAGAUUAAAGGAUGAUUUCGAUACCUUUACAAAGAUUGUCGAUUGGAACUUACUAGGUGGUCUAUCAGAGAUUAAACAAUACAACUAUCUCAAAGUAACACCAGAGGAAACAAAACAAAGAGUUAUUUCAAUUAUGGAAGGAAAAUCAAAUGAAAAUGGUUUUGAUUUGUCAUCAAGAUCAAGAAGAAUAGAUGAUGAAACAUAUCAAAAAGUUUGUAUGAUAGCAGGUAGAUUGUUUUCUGGUAUUAGAUUUUUCUUUUCGAAAUAUAUUAGAAACAAAUUGAAUGCUUUCUUUUUGGAUCCACUCUUCCAACGUUUGGGAAGCUCAGUCAUCGAUCACUUUUCAAAGCUACCCGAUAAAAAGUACGAAGAGAUGUUCCAACUUGGUAUCGAAGAACUAAAGACAUUGUUGGUCAAGCUCGAGGCUCAGUCUAUCGAUUGUAAGAAAAACAGAGAUAAAUUCAAAGAAGUAUUCAAGAGAAUGAAAGCUGCAACCACCAAAACCAACGAAUCAUACAAUCCUGUUGAUGUAACAAUGACUCCAACCAAAUCAACUAGUUUCCAUGAAUAA
Heterostelium album PN500 is the source of this 2469-nucleotide messenger RNA. It is a transcript of the gene dlpC, whose product is annotated as dynamin family protein. Bases 1 to 2469 code for a protein of 822 amino acids. NCBI's taxonomy places the organism in Eukaryota, Evosea, Eumycetozoa, Acytosteliales, Acytosteliaceae. Gene Ontology annotation, molecular function: microtubule binding; GTPase activity; GTP binding. The transcript is spliced from 4 exons. The record is from RefSeq and is a predicted model, not a curated record. Gene Ontology annotation, cellular component: cytoplasm; membrane; microtubule.